Messenger RNA from Hibiscus syriacus, 645 nucleotides. RefSeq lists its product as uncharacterized. Bases 1 to 645 code for a protein of 214 amino acids. NCBI's taxonomy places the organism in Eukaryota, Viridiplantae, Streptophyta, Magnoliopsida, Malvales, Malvaceae. The transcript has 3 exons. The record is from RefSeq and is a predicted model, not a curated record.
AUGAGAGCUAGAGGUCGGGGAAGAGGAAAGAUUCAAUCUGAGUCGACUGCUCAAACUGAAGUACGCUCUACCGCUCGGAUGUAUAAUUUGAAGACCAGUGAAGAUUGUGAUGACCUUGAAAUCAUUACAGGAUCGAAUUAUUCUUAUGUCAGUAGUAUAUUGGUUAAAGAUUUAAACCUUUCGUUAGAGCCUAUUCAUAGUGAGAUGAUUGUGAUGAAUCCAUUAAGAAAUAGUACUCGGGUUAUUCUUGGGAUGGAUUGGAUUUAUCAUUAUUAUGCCAACAUGGAUUGCCUACUUAAGCGAGUUCAGUUAACCAGUCUUGAGGGAUUGGAAAUUAGUGUGGUCAACGAAAGAAUCCAUCCUUUAGCUAAUGUGAUAUCGUUGAUGUCGGCUUGGAAGCUAAUGCUGCAAGGAUGUCAAGCUUACAUUUCUAAUGUAAUCGAUACAAGAGUUAAAGAAAGGAAACUGGAAGAUAUUCCGACUGUUGGAGAGUUUCUAGAAGUAUUUUCGGAUGAUUUACCGGGGUUACGUCCAGAUAGAGAGGUUGAGUUCCAGAUUGAAGUAAUGUCAGAAUCAGCACCAAUUUCAAUGGCUCCUUAUAGGAUGGCUCUAAAAGAGUUGAAAGAGUUAAAGACUCGGUUGUAG